UUUUAGAAAGAGGCAGAGGUAGGAUCAAGGCGUGGGUUGCGCUAGGAAGAAGAGAGAGAAAGGAAGUAGCUCUCGCACUCUCACAGCAAGGCACAGCGAAUGCUAGCAAGUUUGGUAAGAUUUGUUUAUGGCGAUUUCAUCGAAGGAGGUAGUGCGCAUUAAAAGCCACCGUUUGGAAUUUUAAAGGCAACUUUAUCUACUCCCAGUAUAUAACUUCUCCCCAGUUUCCGCACCCAGACACAUCACGAGAAUUUACUGUACCGUCUUAUUCACUCACCGGCUCACGUCGUUUCGGCUGGCUAUUCUUCCCGCUGUCAGUAACCUCUUUUCAUCAGACCCUUCACCUGCAAUCAAAAUACUCCACUUUUGAACAUGGAGUGGCAACCAUGUACGGAUGAGUACGAGAAGCUCGUAAUUCGCAUGAGCACUCCCAGGGUUGUCAUAGAUAAUGCCGUCUGCUCCACCGCAACAAUAGUCAAGGUUGAUAGCGGCAGAAAACAUGGGAUUCUUUUGGAUGCCGUACAAGUGCUUUCUGAUCUAAACCUUUCAAUUAAGAAGGCUUACAUUUCCUCUGAUGGGAGAUGGUUCAUGGAUGUUUUUCAUGUUACUGAUCAAAACGGAAACAAGCUAACCGAUCAGAGCGUUUUGAAUUAUAUUGAACAGUCGCUUGGCGGAAUUCACAAUGGGAGUGCCAAUGUCUUAAACGGUCUCACUACCCUUGAAUUAACGGGCACAGACCGCGUUGGUCUUCUUUCGGAGGUGUUUGCUGUACUAGCUGAGCAGCAAUGUGAUGUGGUUAAUGCUAAGGUUUGGACUCACAAUGGUCGAAUUGCCUCUUUAAUCUAUGUGAAAGACAGCAGUUCUGGGACUCUUAUCGAGGACUCUCUGAGAAUUAAAACUAUUGAAGCACGUUUAAGAAAUGUUCUAAAGGGUGACAAUGAUAUUAGGAGUGCGAAAACUUCCUUCACCAACGCCGUUGUGCACACAGAAAGAAGGCUGCACCAGAUGAUGUACGCUGAUCGUGAUUACCAAAGGAAUCCCAUUUUCAAGUUUACUUCUGAUAUCCCAGUAGUCACCGUUCAAAAUUGGGCCGAAAGGGGUUAUUCGGUUGUCAAUGUGCAGUGCAAGGAUCGAAUUAAACUUUUGUUUGAUGUGGUCUGUAAUUUGACUGAUAUGGAAUAUGUUGUGUUCCAUGGAACUGCCAAGACAACAGUUGACCAAGCGUAUCUGGAGUUUUAUAUAAGACACAAGGAUGGCACUCCAAUUAGUUCAGAACCAGAACGUCAUCGUGUGAUUCAAUGCUUGCAAGCUGCUGUGGAGAGAAGGGCAUUUGAGGGUGUUAUGCUAGAGUUAUGUACGGAGGAUAGACAGGGGCUUCUAGCAGAAGUGAUGAGAACUUUUCGAGAGAAUGGACUUAAUGUGACAAGGGCGGAGAUAUCUACCAUUGGGGACAGGACAUCAAAUGUGUUUUAUGUAACAGAUGCGAUCGGAUACCCUGCGGAUCCAAAAUUGAUCGAAUCUGUUAGGCAGAAAGUUGGAUUGAGCCAUUUAAAAGUGAAGGAGUUAGCAUUGGUAUGCCACGAGAAGGCAGAAAGGGAAGAUGAAGCAGUUGGGGUUGGUGGGGCAGUGUUGCUGUGUCUGGGGAGCCUCGUGAGAAGGAAUCUAUACAAUUUGGGUUUGAUAAAAUCAUGCUCUUAAAAGCGGAAAGGGGCGGUGUGAGAGAGAGAAUUUAGGAGUGUGGAAGAUAUUUGCAACUUUUAGAGCAUAAUAUUCUUUGCUUGAGGUUUGAGGUUUGUGUACAUAAUAAGUAAAGGUGGAAUUUGGUAAUGGUAGUUGUUCGUUGGUUGGGUUGGAUUUGGUAGGUGAAAUCUGAUCAUAUACAGCUGGAAUGGUUUGCGUCCCUACCAUUUUAAAUGCUUUGCGUGAAGAGGGGAAGUAUUUUCAUUAGAGGUUGUCGGCCUUGCUAAAAUUUAAUUAAUAGCAGUAUUGGAUUCUUUGGUGGCAUAGGAAAUAUAGUUAGAUGCAGGACAAAUUUGGUUCAUACAACCACGAAAUUUGUACAUAACGGCAUACCAAUUAUUAUCAUUAUUUAAUAUAAGUGCUUCACUCCAUUCUUUAAUUUAA
Vigna radiata var. radiata (mung bean) is the source of this 2124-nucleotide messenger RNA. RefSeq names its product ACT domain-containing protein ACR8. NCBI's taxonomy places the organism in Eukaryota, Viridiplantae, Streptophyta, Magnoliopsida, Fabales, Fabaceae. The record is from RefSeq and is a predicted model, not a curated record. The transcript is spliced from 7 exons. Bases 373 to 1698 code for a protein of 441 amino acids.